Molecule: messenger RNA, 2380 nt
Organism: Acanthochromis polyacanthus (spiny chromis)
Lineage: Eukaryota; Metazoa; Chordata; Actinopteri; Pomacentridae
Gene: cnpy1
Product: canopy FGF signaling regulator 1
Exons: 7
Coding region: 195-755 (186 amino acids)
Cellular component (GO): endoplasmic reticulum
Source: RefSeq, a predicted model, not a curated record
GAACUUCCCCGUAGUGAGUGAAGGCUGCCACUUGAUGGAUCAGAUGAUAGAGUUGAGCAGAGAUAAGUAUGUACAGUCAAAGUAGUUGAUGACAGCUCAUCAUUUUAGUCAGAACAGCGCUGUCAUUUGAGGCCGAACGACUCCACAUCCGCUGUUAGCCGGCUUUAGCUUGCUAUCCUCCGCAGGUUAUCAACAUGGCCUCAUGGAUUAUUCAGACAACUAUGAUGGUGCUCUCUGUCUUCAUCGGCAGCAGCCAGGGAAAAAGGGACCAGGUGGUUUACUGUUCUGCAUGCAAGGCGAUUGUGGAUGAGUUGAAUUACUCAAUCAGUCUGGUGGACCCAAAGAAAACCAUUAAUGUUGGCAGCUUUAGACUCAACCCUGAUGGGACCAUUAAAGACAAAAAGGUCCCGUUCGCUCGCUCAGAGACUCACCUCAGUGAGCUCUUGGAUGGAGUGUGCAACAGCAUGAGUGACUACGCCCUCCAUGUGGACCCCGACACCCAGCACAAACAGUACAUAAGGUUUGCUCCCAGAAGCAGUACGGACACCAGCAGUUUCCCGGACUUUAAAAACUUCCAGUUUGACGGGCCCGAGGCAUCCAACGUCCUGAAAUUUGCAUGUGAGACUGUGGUGGAGGAGCUGGAGGAUGACAUCAUCUCUGUGUUCAGCCAGGACGUGGAGAAUGCGCAUGAAGAGUUAUGCAACCGAAUCUCAGACUACUGUAGAGACGGCAGUCACAUCAGCGAAGAGUUAUAGUGUUGUUUCACACUUUCAGCGGAUGAAGCCUCAGAUCAUUGGACUGUGUUGUCAGCUGCCUCCUCCGCUGGUUUUCUGAAUGCUGACAGUUUUUCAUUUUGUUUCUCCUUGAUUUAGCAAGGAAGUCCCAUUGAGACACAAAAUCUUUAAUUCCAGGGAGUCUUGGUCAGAAAUAAAAAAAACUAAGCACGGUAAAGAAACAAUGAUUGUGUUUGUCAGUGGACAGUGGGAUUUGAGCUACAGAGAAAAAUAGAAACACACAAUACUGCAACACCUGGGCAAUUUAUUCAGCAAAAAUCCCCAAAUAUUUAGUUUUUCACAGUAAUCUAAAUAUCUUUGAGGCGGAGGCUCUUGGUUUAACUUUUUUCUUGUGCUUUGGGAAAUGGUAUUUUCAUUUUCUAAUAUUUUACAGGCUGCUGCAUUGGAACAAAUCCACAUAAUAGGUGAUGAUAGAACUGAUCAUUUGCUGAAUGUUCUUGGUGAUGUUUGUUUUACUUACACUGGUUUGUCUUUUUGUAUUUUUCUCUAGUGACACAGGCCCUAGUUAUGCAAGGUCAGAGCGUCAUUUUUCGAUCACAAAUUGGAAUUUCUUUGUCACUGUAGAUACAGACACAAAAUGCAAAUAAAGCAAAAAAAUUGAGUGGCUUCAGAGUUGUGCUGUGCUAUUGUCUGGAUGGGAACAUGCAGCACUCAAAUAGACAAGUGUCUACUCAUACAAACUAGCAGGUGUAUGGGCCUGUGCAAACACUGAAGCCUCCGUCGUCUGAUUGGACCAGAUCGAGCAGCAGCUGGUUGAUGAUUGGUCGGAACACUGUGUAUUGAUAUGCUAAAGGAUGCAUGUCCGCAGGGGAAGCAUGUUUGGUUGCAGAGAGUGCAUUGUACUGAAGCUCCUCUAUGGAGACUCAAAUAUCACUUAAAAUGUUCCUGCUUGACUGAAUUUAGUAAGUUAGAAGGGUGUAGCAAGAAGAAGGACAUUAGGUCUAGGAUUUUUUGUAUUUUGACACUAGUAAAGCCUACUUGGCAAAGAAAUGAGGCUUAUGGGACGCUGGACAACUGGAACUCAUUCAAAAGCAGAAUAAAAAUGUGAUGAUGACAAGGCUGUUAUACAGGCAGCAGUUGAAAGCGGCAUUAAUGACCAACAAGAAUAUAUUUACCACAUAACUGGAACAAACCCACUCAUCUAUCCUUUUGUCUUCAGUCUGUAAAAACUUUUUUCUGACUCACUUUUAGCAUCAUACUGCAGCUUUGUACAACCUGUGCACUGUUCUUUGUGUUGUUUUCUGUGUAAAUACCAGUUUAUGUGGCCAUCACCCCCCAGGCAAUUUCAUGUUUUCCAUGAAAACACACACUUUUAUUCAUGUGCUAACAUAAUUGCCCAAGGGUUUUGUAAUCAUCAAUUAGCCUUUCAACACCAUUAGCUAACACAAUGUAGCAUUAAACACAGGAGUAAUGGUUGCUGGAAAUGUUCCUCUGUACCCCUGUGUAGAUAUUCCAUUAAAAAUCAGUUGUUUCCAGUUAGAAUAGUCAUUUCCCACAUUAACAAUGUCAAGACUGUAUUUCUGAUUCAUGAAAUGUUAUCUUCAUUAAAAAAAUUCUACGUUUCUAAGUCACCCCAAACUUUUGAA